This is a messenger RNA of Rhopalosiphum maidis (corn leaf aphid), 2440 nucleotides long. RefSeq lists its product as uncharacterized. The transcript has 3 exons. Bases 1093 to 2394 code for a protein of 433 amino acids. The record is from RefSeq and is a predicted model, not a curated record. NCBI's taxonomy places the organism in Eukaryota, Metazoa, Arthropoda, Insecta, Hemiptera, Aphididae.
UAUUGAAACAUUAAAGAACGAAAAUAGAUGUACAAGACAAAAUGUAUUUUAUAUAAUAGUUUUUAACUUGCACUUAGAAAGGUUCUAAGAGAAUUUAUCCCGAAAAUUGCUAACAAAUGACAUACAUUAAAUAAUAUUAACAUGGUUUAAACUACAGAAUUUUAUAGUACUCGUACAGUAUUCCUAAGUUAACCUAAGAUCAAAAAAUUUAUAUUUUUGUAGACACUAGAGACUAGACAAAUGGAAUUGAAGAUCAAUAUUGAAUUUCAAUUUCUAUAGAUUUUAAUGUAAUUUUUUUUUUUUCGAGUACUCCCGACUCCAGACAGUAGACACCCCAGUUAGUACUUACUACUUAGUAACACGAAAAAAAUAUAUAUUUUGUCGAGCUUAAUAGUUAUCAUUUUUGUAGUAUGUACUAAUGUACUAUGUAGGACGACUAGGAGUUAGGACGUCCGACGUGGGACGUAUAUUAUCAGUUAACACGGUUUUAAAGGUUGUUCAAAUCGAGAGAAAAAAUCUCAACAAAAAAAUUAGUAUUUAUUAUAUAACAUAAAUACCAAUUACUAGACCAUAAUAUUAGUAAAUUAAUAAUUAUUAUAAAUAAUAUAGUUAUUUUUAAUCAACGACAUUUAAAUUUAAAAUACUUAUUAUGUAUACAUCGAACUAAUGAAUGAGCUAAAGAAUGGAUGUUAUCAUCCGUAAACCGGGAACGGCGUAAACAUUUUGGCGGUAAGCGCAGUGACCAUAGAUAUCGUAACCGCCUGAGAUACCAUAGAACGUGUUGUUGUUUAUGUUUAUGACAGUCCUUGGUACAACGCUAUUGCCAUGACACUUUUCAUUUGAAAUUUAACGUUUGAAUUGGCUGGUUGUGCGUAUUACUGAUCAGUAUAACUAUAUAGUGACUUUUAUUGUGCAUUUGUGUGACCGAAAGAAUUAGUAGUUGCUUAACGAUUACUAUUAGUGAAUUUCGACAUCAAUUGUUUGUGUUUUUUUUAUUGCGUUCGGUUGUUUUGUUCGUUUAAACAAACGGUGUUAUUGUCUUGACGCGUACCGCUGUUCUCGUAUCAUCAACAAACUGUAAAUCGAUUUUUAAUGAUGGAUAACCAGAGAGCAACGUCGAGCUCGGCAUUUCAACCGCAACAGAUUGCACAACCGGCAAUCGAAACAUUACUAUUCAAUGAUAUUAUUGAAGAGAAGAGUCUAAUCUUACGCGAUUUGAUGGAUCAAUUUUUGCAAGUACAUUCUUUCAGUAGAUUUGAAUCCGAAUUCAAUUUAUUCACGAGGCGCAUUAAACACAUUGCGAGGGAUGGACAGCGCAAUGGCGCAAACUUGACACGUCACACAAUGCAGAUGCCUUCAGAAAAUGGCGCUCAAACAGAAAAUGGCUGGUCACGAGAAAACAAUCGGCAACAUUUUGAACCGUCAAAUGCAUUUCAACGACCAGUGGCUGCCGAACAUAAAUCCAAAACAACAUUGACUCAAAAUGACAAAUUGAAAAAUAUUCCUAGUACAACAACUAACUCAUGUGAUACAAUUAUUGAAGAAAGCAUAAUUAAUAAUUGUUCUGCUCAAAAAAAUACUACACAAUCAGAAGAAUUCCUGCCACCGACAGCGUCAAUACCAUGCUCUGAGUCAUUACAAAAUGAUAAUGCAUCACCUACCUCGUUCAAUAAUGCUAAUGCUGACAAUGCAAUGGAAUGUGAUUCUGAAUUAGUUGAAUCUGUUAAGAUACCAAGUAACAGUGACAACACCAGCACAUCUCAACUUAAUCAAAGUUGGCUUAAUUGUUCUGAAAAAAGUAAAGUUAAGUACUUAUCCAAGUGGUCGGUGAACGUAAAGCAAAUUAAAUCAAAUAAAGGCAAUUCAAAAUCAUUCAUCUCAUUAUCAGGUACUUUAUUAGCAGCAGAUCAAAUCACAGUAUUGAAAAAAGUUCAUAAAGCUGGUAUUUUGGUAGUUCGAAAAACCAAAAACAUUGUCAAAACAGAAAAAGGAUUUUACCAUCUAAUUGGUCCAAUCAUUGAAGGAUCUCCACAUGAUUUGGUUCGUGCAUGUGUAGAAAUAAAUGGUAUUCCGAAGGCUUGGAGGAAUAUUUUAACAAAAUUGUCGGGAGAAGUUGAAGUAAAUCUCAAUGAGAGUAUGACUAGAAAAGGCACAAUCUAUAACAAAGAAAAAAAAGCUAGUAUUGAUUCUUCCGGAACAAAAGAACUUCUUGAAAAUGAUAUCCAUGGUCUCGAUAGUGAUAUUCGUCAACAAUUGUCGCAACUAUCAACAUCCACAAAAAUGAAAUCAUUUGAAUGUCAUACUCCAAGUCAACUUUUAAGGAACAGAUUUCAUCGAAAGUUUGUUAAAGCUUGCUUAAUCAUUGGCAGUCAAGAAAGUAUAGAUGAUCAAUGAAUAGUUUCAACAAAAAUUGAAACAACAAAAUUUUAAAUGGUGCCUU